UAAAGAUGGACUGAUGCUGGUAGCGCUCUCCCCGAACGCACCCAAGAUGUGACCGCUGCGCAUGAUUAAUAGUUAUUACAUGUCGUCGGUAUGACAGGUUUUAUAACCUGAUAGUCGUCAACUUUAACUGUUAAUAUCUUCCUUCGCGGAGCAGAGCGACGCUUUUUACUUACAGAUUCGUGUUCUACGCACAAAAAUACACGAUAUUGUUUAGUUUUAAUCAAAUCGAAAUGCCUCGAUCCAAAGUUUCCGAUUUAAUUGGUGUACUCAAAGGAGUACAAAGUGUUAAAAAUGCUCUGAUAAAACAUCAACAGGAUGCAAUCAGAUAUAGGAUCAUACACUCUAGUAUAAAAAAUUUGCCUAAAAAUUGUUUACAAAGUGCUGGAAAGAAAUUGACUAACACAGAAUCAAGUAACAUUCCUGGACAGAUAACAAAAGAUUUGAGAGAUGUAAUUGAACGUAUAAGUGUGGUUCAAGAAGGUAUUAAACAAUAUAUUAAAAUAACAACUAAUCAAACUUUGGAUAUAAAAUAUAAUUAUAUUCCCAAAAAGGAAACAAAACUAUAUGUGUACAAUACUGCAAAAGAUCCUAAAGAAUUGCCUAUUGAAGAUGUCAUACUACCAAAAUAUAAUAAAUUGAUGACUCAAAAGUCUUUAGAAAGAGAAGACAUGCAAAAGCAUAGUCCGACAAAAAAGUAUAUGAGUGUAAAAGAAAAAAUUAAGACCAUUACUAAUUUAGAUAAAGAGAUACCUGACAUAGAAUUCUCUGAUAAGGAUAAAGAAAUCUUGCAAAAAUUAGAAUUGGAGCAUGAAAAGAAUAUUAAAAAUAGAAUUGCAAGUUCUGCUUGUCCUUCUAUAAUUAAAUCGCAUGAGAAGGAACAUGUAAAUAAUGUGCAAAUAAGUUCUAAAGAAAGGUCAAAAACUAAAUUAUUGGUUAGACCAAAGCAAUGUCUAUCACCUACUGCGAAAGAAAGAAAAGUUCCUUCUACAAGACUACAAAGAAUGAUAAGUUUUGGUACCUUAGGUAUUGGUCUUAGUUUUGGUACUGCUGUAGGAUAUACACGAAAAAUUUUAGGAUUAAAGGAACAAAGUAUUGGGGAUACAGUUGACAGUACAUUUCUUACUAAAGCUAAUGCAGAAAGAAUAGUUUCAACAUUAUGCAAAGUGAGAGGUGCAGCUUUAAAAAUUGGUCAAAUAUUAAGUAUCCAAGAUGAUACUAUCAUAAAUCCUGAAUUACAAAAGAUCUUUGAACGAGUUAGACAAAGCGCUGAUUUUAUGCCAAAAUGGCAAGUGGAGAAAGUGUUAGCUGAAGAACUUGGACAUGAUUGGAGAAAUAAACUUUUAUUCUUUGAGGACAAACCAUUUGCCGCAGCAUCCAUUGGACAAGUGCAUCACGGUACAUUAUUGAAUAAGCAAGAUGUAGCAAUAAAGAUUCAGUAUCCUGGUGUAGCUGCGGGUAUUCAGAGUGAUAUUAAAAAUUUAAUAGACAUAAUGAAGAUAGGAAAUAUAUUUCCAGAAGGAAUGUUUAUAGAUAAUGUCGUAGAAGUUGCGAAACGGGAACUGGCAUGGGAAGUGGAUUACAUAAGGGAAGCAGAGUGUACGAAAAAAUAUAGGGAAUUAAUAAUGCCUUAUUCAGAUUAUUACGUGCCUGCUGUAAUAGAUGAUCUCUCUACAAAGCAAGUAUUUACAACAGAGAUGAUAGAAGGUAUACCUGUUGACAAAUGUGUAGAUAUGGAUAUUAAGAUUAAGGAACGUAUAAGUGAACUGAUCAUGCGUCUGAGCUUAAAAGAAUUAUUUGAAUUUCGAUAUAUGCAAACUGACCCAAAUUGGUCCAAUUUUUUUUAUAAUCUUGAUACAAAACAGUUAAUUUUGUUGGACUUUGGAGCAUGUAGAAGUUAUGAAAAACCAUUUAUGGAUAAAUAUAUAGAAGUCAUUAAUGCUGCAAGCGAAGGAAACCGCAACAAGGUGUUACAAUUAUCUCAAGAGAUGAAAUUUCUUACUGGAUACGAGUCUGAGAUUAUGAAAAAUGCUCAUGUAGAUGCAGUCAUGAUUCUUGGGCAAGUGUUCAACAAUAAUCAUGAGUAUUACGAUUUUGGUGGUCAAGAUGUAACAAAACGAAUCCAAACCUUAGUGCCAACUAUAAUAAAUCAUAGAUUAUGCCCACCACCCGAGGAGAUAUAUAGUUUGCAUAGAAAAUUGUCUGGAAUAUUUUUGCUGUGUGCAAAACUUAGAGUUAAGAUCAAAUGUCGCGAUAUGUUCCGCGAGAUUUAUGCUAAUUAUAAAUUUGAUUGACACAUUUAUGUUGAUGUUAACAAAACAAUACAUAUUUUGAUCAAAACGUAUAAUUUAUUCUGCAAAAAUGUUUUUUCUUCUAAUACAAAAUGUAUAAUAAUAAUAAUAAUAAUGAUAAUGAUUAUUGAA
Monomorium pharaonis (pharaoh ant) is the source of this 2420-nucleotide messenger RNA. It is a transcript of the gene Coq8, whose product is annotated as atypical kinase COQ8B, mitochondrial. Gene Ontology annotation, molecular function: kinase activity. The transcript is spliced from 12 exons. Bases 231 to 2291 code for a protein of 686 amino acids. The record is from RefSeq and is a predicted model, not a curated record. Gene Ontology annotation, cellular component: extrinsic component of mitochondrial inner membrane. NCBI's taxonomy places the organism in Eukaryota, Metazoa, Arthropoda, Insecta, Hymenoptera, Formicidae. Gene Ontology annotation, biological process: ubiquinone biosynthetic process.